This is a messenger RNA of Adineta steineri, 1083 nucleotides long. NCBI's taxonomy places the organism in Eukaryota, Metazoa, Rotifera, Eurotatoria, Adinetida, Adinetidae. The record is from the annotation of a GenBank genome assembly.
AUGGAUUCGAACUUCUUUUUCUAUUGCUUAUCUAAAUUGAAAUUAGCCACUAGCUAUGGUAAAUCUUGUACGACAGAUAGUAAUUGUGAUGCAAACCAAAAAUGUAUCCAGAAAAGUUGUCGUUGUAAUCCGGAUACACGACGAUUUUGGACAGGAGAGACAUGUGUUAUUUGUGCUACAGGAUAUACUUUUACAGUUGAUAGAUGUUAUAAAUCAUUUAGUGAUGUAAAAACAUGGUCUGCAGCUAGAAAUCAUUGUCGAACUCAAUAUGCUGAUUUAUUUACAUGGCGUAACAAUAAUGAUGAACAGUUUAUUCGACCUAUUGCACAAAGCUGGACUCAUUUGGGCACUUUUCCAUCUAUGUGGGCAAUGCUGAUGUUAUCAGCACCAAAAAGCUACUACCUCGCAUGGGCAGGUGCUACUAUAACUUCAUUUCAGCCGUAUACUGUUAAAUGGAUGGAUCCUGAUGGAAUGAAGUUAGAAAGCACUAGCACACAAUGGUGUAAUUCACUGCAAUAUGAUGGUUAUUCAUUACCGACAGAACCAACUAAAGGUUCAAAUGGUACGGAACGUGAAGAAUGCGUUACAUACAAUUUCGGUGAUUCAAAGAAUAGUUUCCUUUGUUUAGCAGAUGAUUACUGCAGUCGGAAAUAUCCAUUUAUAUGUGAAAUGAAUGCUGCUAGUAUGAAAUUAGCUCAGACCACGCAAAACGAAAACAGUCAUGGAACACCGUCUGAAACAGGAACUGGAACAGGGACAGAGACAGGGACAGGAACAGAAACAGGUAGCAAUAUUAUUGAUUUCGAACAACCACCACCACCACCUCCGCCAACGAGCUCUGAACUCGAUACAGAAAAUCAUGAGUCACCAUCAGCUCUUAGUCAACAGUCGAGUAUUCUGUCGACAACAAAUAUAAUAAUAUUUAUUGGUGUCGGAGUACUUCUAAUUAUCGGAGCUGUCGCUGGAUAUAUAGUUAUACGAAAUAAAAAAGGAACUGCAAAUGGUCAUGCUGGUAAAAAUGGCGAUGCAUCUCAAGGUAGACCAAGCUUUGCAAGUUCAAUUGGAAGUACAGUAGAUGAAUGA